Pyrenophora tritici-repentis Pt-1C-BFP is the source of this 1050-nucleotide messenger RNA. RefSeq lists its product as uncharacterized. The record is from RefSeq and is a predicted model, not a curated record. NCBI's taxonomy places the organism in Eukaryota, Fungi, Ascomycota, Dothideomycetes, Pleosporales, Pleosporaceae.
ACUCGGAACGUGACACGAACCAUCAAUCCAGGAAAACGUAGUCGAAAAUAUCGCUACCACACUAUUUGUUGAAACUCAGAUAUUCCGCCCUUGAGCCCAUAACACUUGACCAGAAGAUUAUUCGAACCCAAUUCAUCCGAACUCCCACGCCCCCAAACCUGGAUUUCUAUUACCUCACUACAUUACACACACUCUUUACCGGAGAUUAUUUCGGUCCACAAUCGGAGUGAUUCCAACUACAGAAUACAGAAGCCACGAACCCAGACGAACUCCAUCUGUGCAAAAUAUAUCCCCAAAACCGAACAUCUAUAAGAUAUCCUCAACUUUCCAAAGACGUUUCCUUGUUUUCAAGCAAACCACCCCAAACACACUCCAACAAUGGCACCCCCUCCCGACUCAACCACAGCCACACCAACCAUCUACUUCGGCUACGGCUCAAACCUCUGGCACCACCAAAUGCACACCCGCUGCCCAACCUCUCGCUACAUCGGCAUCGCCCGUCUACGUCCCUACACCUGGCUCAUCAACGACCGGGGCUACGCAAACGUAGUGUCAUCCCCCUCUACCACCUCCUCAUCUUCAGCAGAAGAAUACAAAACUACAGUCUACGGCCUCGUCUACACACUCCUCCCCGCAGACGAAGCCCAACUCGACAUAAAUGAAGGCGUACCAACAGCCUACACAAAAGAAUAUCUAGAAUGUGAUUUUUGGGCCUUGGAUCCUGAGAACCCGCUUUGUCCGAAUGUACCCUCACCCGGGGGGAAGAUAGAUACAGAGAAACCGCCGACGCAAACUAUCAAAAUGCUUGUUUAUAUCGAUCGUAAACGCACAAGCCCGUCUACGCCGAGGAAAGAGUACGUGUAUCGGAUGAAUCGUGGAAUUGAGGAUGCGGUCAAGUGUGGGAUGCCGGAAGCGUAUGUGGAGAAUGUUAUGAGGGGGUAUAUACCCGCUGAUGAUGAGGACGAGGAUAGCAAGGAGGGGGGGAAGAUGGCGGAGUUUGCCAAGGAUCAGGCUGCGAAGUUUAGGGAUGAGAGUGGAGUUUUGGAGUGA